UUAGCUGCGCCCCAAAGCAGCUCGAGAACGGGCGCCAUAACGAGCGGGGAGAAAAUAUGCGGUCGUUCUCGCAAACGAAAGCUUUUCAAAACCAACUAAUAACCCAAAACAACACAUAACACUUUGCCAAACACAAUGGUGAACUUAGUUUUUGUUGUCGAUACCUCUGCUUCUAUGAAUCAGAGAACGUCCCUCGGUACUACUUUACUAGAUGUCGCCAAAAAUGCCGUGGAAACUUUUAUUAAGAUCAGACAACGAGAUGAGGCGAGUCGAACUGAUCGAUUAAUGCUUGUGACGUUAGACGAGCCGCCUGGUUCCGUCAAGGUUGGAUGGGGAACUAAUGCAACUCAGCAAGUAUUUUCAAAUGAAUUAAGAAACCUUCAAGCAACAGGUCUUUCUACAUUGGGAUCUGCUCUGAAAGAAAGCUUUGACUUGCUAAAUUUAUAUCGCUUACAAUCAGGAAUAGACAAUUAUGGAUUGGGACGUAAACCUUUUUAUGUGGAUCCGGCAAUUGUUAUAUGUAUCACAGAUGGCAGUAGUCUAGUAACUAAAAACGACAUUGAAAGAGAGCUUCACUUACCAAUGCAUAGUAAUCUACCAGGAAGUGACCUCACYAAGGAGCCUUUUCGAUGGGACCAGAGACUGUUUGGAUUAGUUUUAAGAAUGGGUGGUUGCCGUGGGGGACCAAAAGGAGUGAAUCCUUGUCUCAGUGCUGAGCCAGCCCUUGGGGCCAUGUGUGAUGUUACAGGAGGAAAAUGUUAUAAAGCCUCAUCCUCAAAGUCCCUAAARCAGGCCCUUGAAUCAAUUGCUCAGAAAAUCCAAUGUGGAAUUGUUGUCAACUUUGAAAAAAUAGGAGGACCAGACACUUCUUCUAAUUUGGUUGAUGCUGUUAGAAACAACGCUAUGAGAGAAACAGAUUCCCCCACCCCACCCCCAAGUGUUAACAACCAGCAUAAUGGCAAUGGUGUUGAAGGAGGAGAGCAUAAAAACAAACAAAUGGAAAAUGCUGAAAAUUGCCAUCCAGUCAUAAAAACAGAAGGCAUUUCAACCAGUGGAGUCUCUACACCUUCGUUACCCCAGCGUGGUGAUUCCAUGGCAUUAUCUCCUGUUAUUAAUGGUCUUCAAGAUGAAGCAGUAGCAAUGCCCAACGGAAUUUCAAGGUCUGCAACAGCAUCACCUAUACCACAGGCAACCCAGCCCGCUGCAUGGACGAGUUGCUGUAAGAUGAUUUAUAUAACAAGAAAGAUGUAUAUCGAGAGAGACAUAGUGCCUACUGGCUAUUGGCCAAUACCAGAGACGUUUUGGCCUGAUCCUUCUAUGACAAAACUUCCUCCAAGGGAUGCUCAGCCUACAAUCUUCUUCUCCUGUGUGGACUCAGAACCUCAUUUAGUAGAAAACCUACCAUUUGACAAAUAUGAGCUUGAACCAUCACCACUGACCCAAUAUAUACUAGAGAGAAAAUCUCCAUCGACUUGUUGGCAGACAUUCAUAUACAGUAGUGGAAGAAAAAGCGAUAAAGUUGGUGAUUUUGGAUGCCCAUUUGGCUAUCUAAAGGCCAGUACCAACCUCCAGUCUGUCAAUCUUUUUGUUCUUCCCUACAAUUAUCCACUAUUAUUUCCUCUUCUUGAUGAACUUAUCAAAGUCCACAAACUCAAGCCAGUUCUUAAAUGGAAGCAAACCUUUGAGUCGUACUUGGCCACAAUGCCAAGCUACUACGCUGCUCCUCUACGGAAUGCAUUCAGGAAAAUGGGAAUCCCUACAUCAUUAGUUCCAGACCACUUAGAUGGAUCACUUGGUUAUAGUGUAGUGAACUAUCUCAAAAGUGUCAAACAACAGAGUAAGCUUGAAGCCAAGAGAUUUGAGGCUGGUGUUGGUAAAUCCAUUGCAUCGACCCCAAACAAAAUAAUACCUAGCAUUCAAACACCUGAGCUGCCGUCAACAGACAAGAAGGAUUUCCAUAUGCUACUCAAUCAUGGUUUAGUGAACAAACCAAAGAAUGUUUCAAGACAUAACAAUGAUAAUGAGUUAAGCACACAUGAAGCAGUACAAGGGAUGAAAGAAGUCAAUGUGACGCAACCUCAAAGCUACAAAAAUCCAUUUGACAUAAACAGAAAUGAGCUGUUAGAUCAGCUGUCAAGAAUGCGGAUAAAUUUCUUUCAUAUGGCUGCAACAUCGACUAUCUUACAAGAUGAAGAUGCAAGACACACUGUUGCUAUUGCUGAGAUGGGAAACUAUGGUAAAGUACUUCGACAAAGUAAUCAACUCAGAGAAAUCGAUCCAGGCCAAAAUAGGGCUCAUAUGUUUGGAAAUCCCUACAAGCUUGCAAAAGAUCAGCGAGUAAUGGUGGAUGAAGCCGAUGUAAACGAGGCUGCAAGACGAAAACGACCAGACACACCACCGGUAAAAUGGCCAACUUCAAUUCGCCAUGAUAGUCCAAGUCCAACACCACACCAUUAUAGGCCAUUAUGUCAAGAAGAAGGGCAAAAUCACAAACCUGUACAACUUAAAAACAAGGAAGCUGAGGUAGCCCUUUCGAAAGUGGAAGUGCGAAUGGAAUGA
This is a messenger RNA of Exaiptasia diaphana, 2559 nucleotides long. Its product is annotated as integrator complex subunit 6-B. Gene Ontology annotation, cellular component: integrator complex. NCBI's taxonomy places the organism in Eukaryota, Metazoa, Cnidaria, Anthozoa, Actiniaria, Aiptasiidae. The record is from RefSeq and is a predicted model, not a curated record. Gene Ontology annotation, biological process: snRNA 3'-end processing. Bases 136 to 2559 code for a protein of 807 amino acids. The transcript has 19 exons.